GAUCAAAAUAAGCCACGGCACCCUUGUAUUAAUUUUUUAACACAUUUUCAGGCUUCGUCCUAGGCGCAGCAUUUCCUUGACACGGUUAUGAUAACAAUAUGCGUAGGUAUUAUUUCAUCGUACACAACAGCUUUUAGUUUUGCUAUGAAUAUGUGAAGUGUGUGCUUUUUCAAGUUUGUUAAUUUGCUUCCCCGGGAAGCGAUGUUUUAUUUGCAAAUAAUUUGUUUACUUGUUUAUUUCUAUUUCUACUCAUUAAUAAUUUAUGUUUCUACUAUAAUGGAAUCUAAUUUAAGAACAGUAAUAAUAAAAAAAUUAAUUAAAAAUGUAUUUUAAAAAUAUUUUUAAUAGCCUGCAGAAUUUAAACUAGUCUAAUUUAGUUUAAAUGGGGAUACUCCAAAAAUGUGUAGCUAUCCGCUUCCUGUACAGGUGCCCGUAUGCUGAAGCCAUUUUUGAUAUGUUACUGUUGAACACUUCCUGGAACGGAAUUGUGUAGUCAGCGACGGCAAAAUGGUGAGAUUAGCUUUUAUUGUAUUUCAAAGGAAUAAAGAAUAGUCUUAACUUGUGAAUUAACUUCAGAUGUUCAACUAUUUUUGAAAAAUUUUAAUGUGAUAGUCAUAAUAUGUAUUGCGUAAAGUGUUUAUUAUGACUCAUUUAUUAUUAUUUUCGACCAACGCCGGUCCAUCAAGCAAUCAGCAGUGCAACCAAAAAAGUGGGCGGGGACAAAUCGAAGUAUUUUCUGUCCAUUUGUGUAACAAUAUUUGUAUUGAUUGAUUUCAUUUAAACAGAUUAUAGCCUAGCUAUCGUUUUCUCCACUAUACCUCUUGGUUUGCAUCAACAUUAAAAAUUCUAAAUCAACUUAAACCAAACAAUAAACAAGGAUAAAAAUGAAAAUCAAAGUUUAAGCCUAGCUAGGCUCUGCUAGGACUGGGACAGAGGUACUGGAUUCCUGGCUAUAUUCACUAUUGAUACUCUAAAUUGCAGCAUACAGCAUAGUAUUGAAGUCUCAUAAGGUCACCAUGGGAUUGUCCCAGGCGUUGGGAUAGCCCUCUGCCUCUGAUCUGAACAUAUAUAUGAAUAUGUCCAAAACCAAAAUCUGGCCCUCUCUGCCCUCUGUCCAUGCCAUAAACGUUAAGUACCCCUGCCCUAACCUAUAAAAAUAUAUAUCAAAUGUGCAUUUAACUUUAAUUAAUCUAAUAUCAUGAUGAAUGUUAACUUUGUUAAGUGAUAAAAUGUGAAUGAUGUCAGAUUGAAUUGAUUAUCUGUUUGUUAGGCUAAGUGUGUCGAUACUCGUCCGCGCACCAUUAUGCAUAUUUCAAAAAAUGAAGCAAAAACUUUUGUGGCAAUUUAACAUUUAGCUCUGCGCUGAACUAGUUUUUGUAUCUUUUACGUCACAUUUUUCUAAUAAUAAAUUUAUUUUGUCAUGUAUUACAUAUAAUAUAAUAUUUGCUUGCCCAAGUCGCUCAUACAAUUUACACGCCAUGAGGUAAGCCACCAUUCUCUUGCUUUGUCACUUUGACCAUACAGUACCAAUUAGCUAAACACAUCUUAAGUACCAGUACUCUUGAUAAUUUUCCAUAAGUAUAAGAUCAUUUUAUUUAUGGUUUACUUUAUAAUAAAAAAUAAAUUAUAUAAAUUAUUAGAAAUAAUAAAAACAAUUAAAAUUGAUAUUAAUAUUUUGAAGCUUAAGUCUUAGGCCAUUAAUUGUAAUAAUACUAUAAUUAUGUAUACGCUAUAGUUACUCACUUUAUCUACACUUUUAAAAUCCUCAUUUAAGUAGGGCUGAAGUAUUUUCUAAUUUAAUACGCUAUUUCAUCAUAAAAUUUAAUUCAUUAUUUCAGUUAAAAUAUUGUAAAUCUUACAUGAUAUGUUUCUUUACUUUUAGUGUUAGACUACUUAAACUUAAAGAGUCUAGUGCUGUUAUAUAGGCUAUAUUACUUAUUAAAAUAAUUAAAUUUUUAGAAACAUUAAUUUUAUGUAUUAAUAAAAAUAAUUGUAAACUUAGUGACAUAAUAUUCUAAGACUAAGAUUUGUUUAAAAUUAGAUAAAUUUUUUCCCUUGUCAUAUUGGAGAUUUUCACAUAUUUUGGGGUAUAUAGGUAUUUGUAUAUGUUGUUAAAAUUACAUAGGUUUACAAGUAUAGAAAGUGUUUAAGAGCAUAGGAAGUAUUUAUAAGAGUGUAGGAAAGGUUUAUAAAACUUUAAUAUAUAUAUAUAUAUAUAUAUAUAUAUAUAUAUAUAUAUAUAAUAAAUUAAAUUAAUAUAAGAUCACCACGUAUGGGAUUUUGUCUAUCACUUAAAAUUACAUAGGUUUACAAGUAUAGAAAGUGUUUAAGAGCAUAGGAAGUAUUUAUAAGAGUGUAGGAAAGGUUUAUAAAACUUUAAUAUAUAUAUAUAUAUAUAUAUAUAAUAAAUUAAAUUAAUAUAAGAUCACCACGUAUGGGAUUUUGUCUAUCACAGUUCUACCUGGAAACUAACCCCAGCAAUAGAGGAGAGACCACUGUAUAUAUAAAGCUUAUACAUUUCUUAUUACAUAACAUCAAAUAAAUAUAUAAGAUUCAAAAUCAUCAUAAUAAUUAUAGUUUUAUCAUAACAUACACAUAUUUAACACUCCCAUUUAAAUCUUAAAAAGAAAUAAUUUUAAAUAAAUGCAAAACUUGAAUAAUACUAAUAAGAAACUAUAAAUUGUAUAGAUUCAGGAUUAUUACCAAUGUUUUUUGUAGGCUUCUUUUAGGUACCACAGAAAUUCUAAUUUUCUAUUGCAGAAAUCAGAAUUCUUUCCAUUGCAAUGAGGCACCUUUGGCAGUAGAAUGCAAACACAAAGUUUAUGGAAAAAAAAAUUGUGAUAUUCAUCAAACUAAACAAGAAGUCUUUAGAGCAUUCUACCCAGAAAAUGACUGGCAGAAGAUCCUCAUUACCUUUUAAUCACAUACCGGUACCGGUAUGCUGGUAUUAAUUAGUCUUAUGGGGGGUUUAAGUUGUUUUUAUUUAUAAUUUUAUGCUUUCAUUCUUUUUGACAAAGGCAUCUACUUACCUUAUAAGCAUUGAUUUAGAUUUAACUGACACAGAUAUCUUAUUAACUCACGAACUGUCAUAUAUCGGCCGUUACUAAAAUUAAUAUUAUGAACGCGAAUUAGAUUUUUUAAUAAUUUCUAUUAACCCAAAUAACUAUAUUUUCUAAACUGUAGGAAUAAUGUUUUAUUUGUCUGAACAACUUUUUUAGAUGAUAAAAGGGACGCAGCACUCUGUGUGAGUUGAAGAAACAUAAACAAUUGCACAAUUGUAGUCAGCGUUGAAAGGUUAAGGUCAUAUACACGUUACAUAGCUCACAGAAUUCAAACUUUCAUACCAUAUGAUUCCUUGUCCAAUUUACUGUUAGAAUAUCUAUACUUACUUGGGCUUUUGGAUUCAUUUUUAAUUACUUUUGGUACACUCUGUAAUAAAAACUCAGUCUACCUACACUCUGUAAUAAAAAACCCUGUCUACGUAUUUUAUUGAUACAUUUCAAAGUUACUAAAAAAGAGUUGACACCGCAUCAUGUUUACAUCAUACAUGUUUUUGUGUGAUUUGUUUAUGCUUUUAUAAAUUGAAUUAUUUUCACAUUUUUAUAUUAAAUUUUUAACUUAAAAUCAAAUAAAAUAAUAAAAAAUAGAAAGUUUUGAUGUUAUGUUUUGUUAUUCAUUGCGCUGAAUAUUACAUUGAGAAUGUCUCUUACAAUUUGGUACCAUUAUCUUUUGAAACAAAAAAAGUUGUUGGCAAAUACAGGCAAAAAAUAUGAAUAAAAGGCUUAAAAAAUUAAAAUAAUAUCUUAUAAAAUAUAGAAAGAUGAAAUUGGUCUUUUUGGAAAUCUUAUUUCUAGUCCUUUAAAAUGAUGUAUUUUGAUGGCAGUAAUAAAAUAUUUAAAAUUUCUGUCAAAGUUUCUUAAUAGGGGUACCCUACUAUUAAUAAUUUAUUUACUAAAGAUGUAUGCAAGGCCCAAGGUUCUGUUACUAUUCUUAUUGUAUAAUAAUUGUUAUAGACUUGUCAGUCUUGUUAUUCUGUGUAUGUAUGAGUAUGGCAGACCUAUAAAAAAACAUAGCCUACUAAAAAUAGAUAACCGUAAAUAUAAGACUAUAUUGAAUAGGCCUGCACAACUCAAAAUGUAAGGCGGGCCGUAAUACUUUAUGAAAAACUUGUGCGGGCAGAAAGAUAAUAGGACAGGGGGGAAAGCUAUUAAGAAAAUAAGAAGAAGAAUAUUUCGUUACUUCGUGGGCCGCAAAGUGGAUGCUGUAGAAAAUUAUUAAUGCACUAAAUAUAGGCAAUAAAUAGCUUAAUUAUAUGGUAUGACUAGUUUUCCCUAAAAUUUUAAGAUAAAAUAAAAAAGUUAAUUUUAUUUUGAUUAUGUUAUAUUUUAUUAGGCCUUUAUUCCUAAUUAUGCUUAAAGUACGAUUUUGGAUACCGGUAAUGACUUAUUUCAAUUUAAUGCACAAUUGUUUUGAAUGGCAUCGCAGAAGAUGGCAGUCGUUUUGAUUUCCACUUAUGUGAACAGAUGAAACACUGGAUAAAAGAAAACCAUUAACAUGGUUCUUCAGUUUAAGCAAUAGUGCUAAAAUUGUGCAGAUCAAGUCAACCAAAAGUUUCAAAAUUUCGAUUGUUCAUUUAAUGAUUAGCCUUAUGCUUCGUAAUUUAUUCUUUAUCUUGAGGCUGAAUGAAUUUUUUGAGAAGACAAAUAUUGAAGGAUCAUUUUUAAGCUUGCAUUUUUGUCUUUAGUCAAAGUAAUUAAUUUUUAUAUUGUUAAAAAUGAAUCAUUCUGCAAUAAAAACUUAAAACUGUUUUCUUAUUUCUUACAGACAGAACAACAGCUUGACUGUGCUUUAGAUUUGAUGAGGCGCCUGCCUCCUCAACAAAUAGAGAAAAAUUUAUGUGACCUAAUUGACCUGGUAAGAUAUUUUUGAGGUCUGUUUGCUGUUGUCAAAAUUGUGAUUGCUUGAACUGAAAAAUGUUAAUUUUGAGAAUUUAAAUACUAAUUUUCAAAACUAAACCUACUUAUCUUAUUUCUUAGGUUCCGCCACUUUGUGAAGACCUAUUGUCAUCAGUGGACCAACCAUUAAAGAUUGUUCGUGAUAAGACUGUAGGAAAAGAUUAUUUGUUAUGUGAUUAUAACAGAGAUGGUGAUUCAUAUAGGUACCUUAUAAAUUUUAUUUUAAAAAAAUGGAAGUCUAAAAAAUGAGACAGGGGUAUACACCAUGUAGCUGACCUAACUAGUUAAUAUCUCAAAGGUCUUGAUUAUUUUAAGUAUUUUAACAAUACAUUUUGUGUCCAUACUUUUCUCAAAGAUUUCUAGUGGUUUACAUUUUUUUGGAGAAUAUAUUUUUGAGUUGUAACUAUUCUGCUUUUUUUAAAAUAAAAAAUAUUCACUUAGAUCUCCGUGGAGCAACAGUUAUGAUCCACCUCUUGACGAUGGAACCAUGCCCUCCGAAUCAUUGCGCAAGCUCGAGAUAGAAGCCAACAAUGCAUUUGACCAAUACAGAGAGAUGUAUUUUGAAGGGGGUGUGUCCUCUGUGUAUUUAUGGGACUUGAACCACGGCUUUGCCGGCGUCAUCUUAAUAAAAAAAGCUGGCGAUGGUUCAAAGAAGAUAAAAGGCUGCUGGGAUUCCAUCCAUGUCAUAGAGGUUCAGGUACGUAUGAUAUUUAUGGUCUUGCAACUUGUACGUAUGAGAUUUAUUUAUUUAUUUAUUUAGGCAUUUUUAUAUAGCGCUUAUCAUAAAGCUCUAAGCGCUUUACAAUUAUUAAAACAUGUAAACUAAGUAAAUACAAAUGAGACACUAGGAUAGUAACUACUAUUCUAUAGAAACAAUGAAAAUGGCUAUAAAACGAGGACACUUUGACACUUCAGGAUCAACCCGAAACAGAAAAUGAGGAUUUAAGGUCUUGCAACUUGUACAUAUGAGAUUUAAGGUCUUGCAACUUAAUGCUUGAUUAAUAGAGGUUUAAAUACUUAAGAUAUUUAAGGUCUUGCAACUUGUACAUAUGAGAUUUAAGGUCUUGCAACUUGUACAUAUGAGAUUUAAGGUCUUGCAACUUAAUGAAUGCUUGAUUAACAGAGGUUUAGAUACUUAUGAUAUUUAAGGUCUUGCAACUUGUACAUAUGAAAUUUAAGGUCUUGCAACUUGUACAUAUGAGAUUUAAGGUCUUGCAACUUAAUGAAUGCUUGAUUAAUAGAGGUUUAGAUACUUAUGAUAUUUAAGGUCUUGCAACUUAAUUUUAAGGUCUCGCAACUUAAUUUUAAGGUCUCGCAACUCAAUGCUUGAUUAUAAAGAACCAACAGUUUCGGAAUAAUUUUUGCAAGCCUAACUAUAACAUCUGUUAUUAAUAUUUGUUCACAUCGCUGAUGUGUUGCUGUAUUUCUCGCCACUUUUGCCAAGACUGCGGCAAUGACGUUUAAAUUGUUUUCCUUUAAAAUUUGUAUCUGAAGGUCGUUUUGACCUGAGAACUUGAAUACAGCGUAGCCUUAACCUAUUAUUAUCUCUUUUUUCCUCUCAUGGCAGUUUUCUCUUAUUUUUUCAUUAGGUUGUGAACUAGUGUCAUCUUGUUGUUCCUGAUUAAAUGUAAUGGCUUUAUAAAUACUGCUUGGCUGUAUCUUGCAGGGUUUUAUUAUGUCUUACCUAUUUUGCUCUCCAAGUCCAGGGACAUUCAAUUAGUCAUUUUGAUUCUUUUCCAGGAAAAAUCCAGUGGUAAGAAUGCACACUACAAGCUUACAUCUACUGUGAUGCUGUGGCUUCAGACAAGCAAGGAAGGCUCGGGGACUAUGAACCUUGGUGGAAGCUUGACAAGACAGGUACAGGGCCAUUUUUAUUACUGUUUUGUUCUCUGUUUGGGGGGCUAUAAUCAAAUAUAGGUGGUUACUUCACUCAGUCUGUGACAUUUUUAUGUUUGCAUUAGUUGUUCUCAUCCUUUAUCGACCUCACUUAAGUUAGAUUUUGGUACUAGAUUUUAUUGCUGUUUAUUUAAUUCACAGUUUUAUUAUUGGAGUCACACUGAAAUAUUCAGAUUUUUAUUAUUGAUUCAUGUUUUUUUUUUAAAUAAGUAAUUUGAUCCCAGUCACCAGUUUCAUUUCAUUCAAAAGUCAGGUAAAAUUAUAGCAGUCAAUCCAACAAUGAUACUAAAUGAUAGCACUGAUGAUCAAUGGAUUUAAACCAAAUAUUGUAUCACAAAGGUUGAUGUCAACCAGCCACCAUGAAUGUUUUCUUCUAUGAGACAACACAAAAUUGACAUUAACAAAUUUUAUUUCACUUGUUAGGUAGAGAGUGAUGCAUCUGUCAAUGAAAAUUCACCCCAUAUAGUCAACAUUGGUAAAAUGGUUGAGGUAAGUCAAUUAAGUGUUAUUAAGUUUAAUUUGAAUUAAAGAUAUUCAUCUGUCAUUUGGAGAAAGGAGUUAAAAAAUUCUGAUAAUCUUCAGUUUUUUUACCUUCUACAUUAGAUAAACUUUUAUUUUAAGAAAAAAGAAUUUAACUCUCUGCAGUCUGAUGUUUUUUUCAAUUUUGUUAAAAAUCUUAAAGUGAUUUUUAAAAUAAUUAUCUCAUCUGAAAUAGCUCUGAUCUGAUCAGUUAUAAUUAUUAACUUGUUCAUCUUUGACUAAGCUAUAAUUAGAUAUUUUUUGUAUAUUUUCUUUUCUUAGUUAUAAAAAUAAUUAAAAUAUUAUUGGAAUUUUUUUUUUUUAUUUAUAGAAAAAUUUUGACAAAAUUUUCACACUGUAUGAAGGGAAAAAAACUUCCUUGUUAUAAAAUAGUUAAAAUUUAUUUAAAGAAAAUACUUCAUCAUCUAAUACAACCCAUAGUCAAAAAUGCAAACAUUCUAUGAAAAAUAAAAAAAAAGUUGUCAAUAUUUUAGCACAUUCUGUAUUUGUCAUUUUUUCAAAAAAAAUGAAGUAUAAUUUUUUUUUUAAUAAAAAUUAUGGUAUAUUUUAAAACUCAUAGAUUUUAUAUUAAAUAUAUUUCUUAAUAAUUCUUGAGUAAAAGAUAACUAAGCAAAAUUUGAUUAUUAUAUAAAUAAUUCAAAACAAGUCAAUGUUUUCUUUUUUUAAAUAUGUGAACAAACCAAUAAUUCUGUAGCUUAAGUGUAAAUAAAAUAAAAUUAUUCAGUGCAAUUCUGCUAAUUUUGAUAUUAUUUCCCAAUACUCUCAAUUCCUCACUAAUCUGAUCUUGCUUUUCCCAUAUAUAUUAUUAUAUAUCUUUGUUACAAUGCUCAACUAACACAGGCCGAUUAUGUACAGUUUUCCUAAAUUAUAAAUUAUAUUUAUGGACACUGAACAUUUUUGUUAUAGUUAUAAUAAUAAUUAAAUAAGAGCUUGUCUUGGACUUGAUUUCCACAUAAGAAUAGGUAAAAUUUUUCAUCACAGAACAUUCACUCAAUAAAGAACCUGUGAAAUAAAAAUUUGAUUGAUUCAUAAAUAAAUUUAACACUAAUGGUAUCAGUAAUGGUAUACUAUCAAUAAGGGCAAAAAAUACCAUUUAUCCUUGUCCAAGUACCUAAAUAAGUAUAACAGUAAACCAUUGUACAUAGAAAAUACAUUAUAACAUAGGUUAUAAAAAUACAUUAUAACAUAGGUUAUAACAAUAUUGUGAGUUUAUUAUUUAUGCAUUUUGCUACCAAGUGAUUAGAUAAAAACUUACCACUUAGGGUAAAAUCUACAAAGAUAUUCAUCCUGUAACUCUAUAAUAGGUAAAAGGGUGGAGUCCAGACUUAAUAUUUAAGAUGAAUAAGGAAUAAGGGCUUUCUGAUCCAAUAACUGCAUUUUUGUAUCUCUCUCUUCCUUCCCAUUAGAGUCAAUGAGCUUUUAAUAAAACAUAAAUGUUUUGUUUGUCAUUCUGUCUUGUUGUAGUCUUUACUAAUACUAGUGAUUAGCGAUAAUGAUAAUUAAAUUUAAACACAUUUCCACUGUGCAAUAGUAGGAAAUUUAGAAGAUGAUUCAUAUUUAAAAGAAAUAUAUGUAGGUAAUAACUCAGAAGUCCUUAACUUUAUACAUUUAUUUUAAUUACAAGCGUUGCCAUCGGCUGUAGUUUUCGGCUAUUUUUAGAAAAUAUUUAUCACACAUAGCCACACUGUUCAUUUAUUAUAAAAUUAUUGAAACUCAAUAAAAUUUAAAUAGAGUAUAUCAAUAUAAGUAUAAAUGAAUAAUAUAUACUUCAGCAAAUUAAAAUUCUAAAAAUAACACUUUAAUGUUUUAUUAUGAAUUUUAAAGUCGGGAAAUGAUAGUUAAAAUUAAGCUUACUUGUUUACGAUAACAUUAGUGGGUACUUUUAUAUGCAAAUCGGGAUAAAUUCCAUGAUUAGAGUCUCCGUUUGGAUACAUUUCUUUAGAAAAACAAAUAACGCCUUGAUAAAUCUUGAAAUUAAAAUCGUUUGACCUUAUUAAUACUAAUAUUUAAUUUUUUGUAACAGUAAUAUUAUUUUGAUUUUUGAAAAUCUGUGAAGCUUUUAAGGGAUACUCUGCGCUGAAUAAGUUUCCAAAAAUAAUUUUUUUAAAUAGUAAUUUCAAAUUUUGUAAUAAUUUUUAUUUUUUUACAAAUACUUAAGCCAAUGAAACAAAUUAUUAAAAUAUAAUAAAUCAUUUUUUUUAAAUAAAAAUUUAAGUAAAAAAAUAAAUAACCCACCUACAAAACGUAUGGUUUCUAAUAUGUACCAUUUCUCUUUAGUCAGACUGCAGAAAGUUAAUCAUUCAAUUUAAUAUUUAAAAAAUAGAGAAACAGAAGAAAUAUACAUUUUUCAUGUUCAUGUCUGCUAAAGGAAAAAAUAUGUUUUAUAUGAAUAAUGUUUGUUAAAGCUAAAUAACAUAAUGAUUUUAUAUUAUAAUAAAGCCUCACCAUAUUUAUGAAAUAACAUUAUUUGUAUAAUUUAAUCUUUAAAGAAGUCUUUGUACCACAUUCAGACUUAUGCAAUUUUUCAAUUCAAUUAAUAUCUCACAUGUUGCAAAUGCCAGAAGAGGGGACAGAUUUUGGCAAAUCUUUUUUGAAUUUGGUUGAUAAAAAUAAAAAUUCUUGGAAAAAUACAAAUGUGAUGCAAAUGGCUCAAUUUUUAUUAGAACUGACUAUGAUUUUAAAGACUCGCAACUUUUUAAUAAUGUAGAGGAGACCUACUUAGUACAAAUUGGCACAUAUUAUGGCUAUAUAAGUCUAAUACUAAUAGUGCAGAUAUGUAAAUAUCUUUCAGAGCCUCCAACUAUUCCAAUGUGUUUUUCCAAUGCUGACUCUUCAAUGUUAUCCUCCGAUUUCGAGGGCAACCCUUUCUUUAUGCAAGUUUGCCAUGCAGAUAAUUUGGUGUUUCUAUCAUUUUCGAUGUGAGCAGAACAUAUAUAUGCACAAACGAGUUUCAAAAUAAUUAAAUGUUUCGAUUUAGGCCGAAAACCUUGUAAUGCUCUUUGUUUCAGUUUUGCCAAAAGUCAUUUUUAACUUCUGGUUUGGUUUUGCUUACGUCUGAAACCAGAAAAUCUCAUGAAGUCGGUCUCAAUCGCACUUUAUGCAAAACCCUGAUCAUCAUUUUAAAGUUAAUUUUAAAAACAAAUAAUACAUCAUUAGUCUGUCAUUUUGUUCCUUAUGAAAAUGAACUAUUUUUAUACCCUGUUUUCAUUAUGAAAGUGAAUUAUUUUAAACCCAUAACAGAAGUGAAUUAUUUUAUAUUUCAAAACCAGGAAAUGGAAAACAAAAUUCGCAGCACACUGAACAACAUUUAUUUUGGCAAAACCAAAGAUAUAGUCAACAGCCUUCGCUCCAUUGAGCCUGUGCAAGACCCCAAGCAGCAAGCUGCCUUCAAGAAGGAUUUAUUCCAAGCCCUGUCACAGAGGACACAAGCACAGUGAGGGAGGGUACUGAGCUGGUGCAAAAUACUUAUUUUAAACAAAAAUCUAUUCUCAAGAGGGAUGAUUAAUGAAAAUAGACUGUCUACUCUUUUUUUUUUUUUUUUUUAUAUUGAUAAAUCAGUUUUAUUUUAGUUAAAUAAUUUAACAAGACCCAACUUUUGAAUGCAAUCAGUGGCUAAAAUCUUAAAGUUUAAACAAAAAUCUAUUCUCAAGAGGGAUGAUUAAUGAAAAUAGACUGUCUACUCUUUUUUUUUUUUUUUUUUAUAUUGAUAAAUCAGUUUUUUUUUAGCUAAAUAAUUUAACAAGACCCAACUUUAGAAUGACAUCAGUGGCUAAAAUCUUAAAGAGUUCUGAUUUUCUGAUUGUGUAAAUAAAGCAGUAAAUUUAUUUGUGGUAACCUUGGCAACCAGUGCACAAUUUGGCAAAGGGAGAAAUUUAAAAAAACUUUUCUUUUUCCACUCAUCAUUACUCGUUUAUUUUAUUAAUAAAUUAAUGUAUAUGAUUCGAAUGUAUAUGUUCCUGAUUCUUUCACGACCACCACCAAGGAGAAGGUUGGUCAUUCAAGCGUUUUUGGCAAAAGUGGGGAGGGGGAUUUAAUUAUGGAGUCUGAAAAAUUAAGAGAUUAACUUAACAAAUCUUUUUUUUACUACCAAUUUCUUUUUCUGUGUUACACUUAGAAGGAGAAGGAAGGGCAACACUCUUCUUCUCUGAAGAUAAAAGAUUAGAUUGCUUGUUUAUCUGCUAGGGAAGCAUUUCUCAUGCCUUUCAAUAAGAUUUUGUUUGCAAUACGUUGCUCUGAUCCUAGUGAGAAAUGCAAGUUGUUACUCAUAAAUAGUGAUCAUCUCAAACAUUGCUCAUUUGAUUUAGUCAGUUUACCGGAAGUGACAUCACAUUAGUGCAUACUGGGAAAAAUUCAGAUUCAAGUUUCCAAAUCCAUUUGAAAAUUUGUUCCACUGUAAAUGGCUAAACUGAGAUGAACUUGUGUAUAUUAAACAAUUGUUGGUUUUUAUUUCUAUUGAGCUAGGACAAUGCUGACAUUUAACACUAAUCAAUUCCAGAUUUCUAUUGAACUAGGACAAUGCUGACAUUUAACACUAAUCAAUUCCAGAUUUCUAUUGAACCAGGACAAUGUUGAUAUUUAACUCUAAUCAAUUCAAGAUUAUAUAUAUUUUUUUGUUGUCUUUUCACCAGCCCAACUUUUACAUUCUUGUAAGAAUGCUGCUAUCGAGUCACCUUCAUUUCCACAGACCAUAAAAAAACAAAUGUUGACUUAUGUGACUUUGAUGUGCAUGGAGUUGACUUGAAAUUGUUAAUGAAAUAUGUUUGGUGCAUGUUUUGUUAAUCAUGAUUGUAAGAUUCUAUAGGCACCUGAAGUCAUUGGUGGAAUGCCAGGUGGGCACUUCGACAUAUGCUCCCCCUCUUUUCUCCCCCCCCAUCCUGUCAUUUUUUCUAAAAACAUAUGAACAUAUUGGGAAGAAGAUAUUUUUAUGAACAGACACACACCACCCCUUUCUUUUUGUGUUCCCUCUGGUGCUCUAUUUAUUUUCUGGGUUAUUUUCUUCCAUUGAAAGCUCUGAUGUAAUUGAUGAGAUUCUUGCCUUGUGUGCUCUCAUUUUAUCAAGUUUCUCUACUGCCUCAACAUUGGUCAUACUUGGCCUAAUUCAACACUGACAGACAACUUUGCCGAGGCAUAGCUCAAUGCUGACAGACUUUAUGGUGAUGAAAGUUUGGUUGUAAUAGAGUGCUAAUAAAUAUUCUGUUCAGGUCAUCUAUGAAAGAGGAAUAAGCCUAACUGUGUUUGGAGGGUUCGUUCUAGAUUUGAGCUAUGUAAACAAGAUGUCUGUUGUUGUACUACAGCUGAGCAAAGAGUUUCCAGCAAGGGAGCUUAGGCAAAAAAGACAAAAAGGAGAAUAAUUUUAAAGAAACACUAAAUGUUUGAAUUGUAAGUCCUACAAAAGUUAGCUAAUUAGUCUUGUUAUCAUACCUGAACUACAUCAAUUGUUGUCAUGAACAAAUGUCUGCUUUCAAUAUGUAUCACUUGAACAUAAUAAAAUGGC
Messenger RNA from Lymnaea stagnalis (great pond snail), 12885 nucleotides. The record is from the annotation of a GenBank genome assembly. NCBI's taxonomy places the organism in Eukaryota, Metazoa, Mollusca, Gastropoda, Lymnaeidae.